AUGAGUGUUGUUGAGCCGGGAUUUGAUGAGACUGUUCUUCUUGCGCUGUGCGACUUGGAUUGCGGUGUUCCCUUGCUACUUGAUCGAAUAAAGCAGAGUAUGGUUUCAUGUAGGGAAGCGUCAGUCUUUUUCAAGAAACGAGCAGUAUUGGAGGAAGAGUAUGGCAGAGGCAUGCAGAAGUUGGCGAAGACAACAUCGGAAGUAUAUUCAAUGAAUGACGGAAAAGCUGGCUCUUUUGUCAAUUCUUGGCAGUCGAUGAUGAAGAUCCACGAAAUAAUGGCCGAAAAUAGAAUACGUUUCGCUCAGAGGCUCAAUGAGAUGAGUGAGGAACUCGCUAACCUUGCUAAGGAAGUCGAUAAAAACCGAAAACAGACAAAAGAGUUGGCUAGCCGCUACGAACGAAGCCUGCAAGAGUCUGAAAUGGCCACAGAGAAAAGCAAAAACCGGUUUGAUGUUAGCGUCGAAGAGCUCGAGCGAAUCUUGGUCCAAAAGGAAGGUGAAUCCCUCAAAGAUACAGGUAUGCAAGGUCGAUCUCCAGGAGGAAAGAGAGCCAUCGGCAAGGCCGUAGCCAAAGGCGGAUUGCUGUUAAAAGGCAAGAACCCAGGAAAUAUUCAAAGGCAAGAGGAUGACAUCCGAGCGAGGGUGUCGACAGCGUCAGAUUCGUAUCGGAAAUCAGUUCACGAGACUCAAGGCCUGCGACAAGAAUACUUCAAUUUCCAGCUCCCGCGGAUUCUACGUGCUCUGAAAGAAUGUGCAGACGAGAUUGAUCUUGGCACGCAGUAUCAUCUCACUCGAUAUGCUUUCUUGUUUGAAAGUAUCAUGCUCAGCGAUGGCUCCACGCUGGCACCAUCGGGAAUCGAAGAUGGUCCUGGGCUCAAAGCCACAAUUGAGUCUAUCGACAAUCGUGCAGACUUCAAGGUCUAUAUGCAGCACUACGCUUAUGCACACGGCGGCGUGCAACGCGGGCCGCGGCGCACAGGUCCUGAGCAUGAAGGCUUCUUACCCCCUCUUCCGCCUCAUAGAGACCAUACGCAGCCCGUCGCGUACGCUCCGAACACUCCGAAUGGCGGCUCGGUAGCAUUGCCUGAUCGUGGUCGCCCGUCCUUCGGGGUUGAUCUCGCGGAGCAGAUGUCACGAGACAACGUCGAGGUCCCGCCGCUGAUGGUCAAAUGCUGUGAGGCGAUAGAAAAGUACGGGCUAUACUCUCAGGGGAUAUAUCGCAUCAGCGGUACGAUGAGCAAGAUUGCGAAGCUCAAGGAACGGCUUGAUAAGGAUCUUGACACCGUGAACCUCGACGCGGACGAAUGGGCGUCUGACAUUAACAACGUGACAAGCGUGCUAAAGUUGUGGCUCCGGGAGCUGCCUGAGCCACUGCUGACCACAGGCUUACAUCAGGGGUUUCUUGAAGCUGCUAAGAUCGAGAACGACCGACUUCGGCACAUACGGUUACACGAGCGCGUCAACGAGUUGCCUGAUGCGAAUUAUGCGACGUUGAAGUACUUUCUAGGGCAUUUACACCGGGUAGCGCAGCUUGAGGCACAUAAUUCCAUGUCCAUUUCAAAUCUCGCGAUCGUGUUUGGGCCAACACUGUUUGCUCAAGGCGCAGUCAACGGCUCAAACGGUGCACCGAUCAUGGUCGAUGCUGGAUUGCAAAAUAAGGUGCGUCGUGAGCUCCUGUUUCGACUGUGGGCGUGUGUUGAUACCUCGUCUGCAGGCCGUCGAGACGAUCUUGGAUCAUUAUACCGAUAUUUUCAUUGA
This is a messenger RNA of Heterobasidion irregulare TC 32-1, 1758 nucleotides long. RefSeq lists its product as uncharacterized. Gene Ontology annotation, cellular component: cytoplasm. The transcript is spliced from 12 exons. Gene Ontology annotation, biological process: regulation of GTPase activity; signal transduction. The record is from RefSeq and is a predicted model, not a curated record. The coding region runs from base 1 to 1758 and encodes 585 amino acids. Lineage: Eukaryota; Fungi; Basidiomycota; Agaricomycetes; Russulales; Bondarzewiaceae.